Conger conger (European conger) is the source of this 8511-nucleotide messenger RNA. It is a transcript of the gene dtna, whose product is annotated as dystrobrevin, alpha. The transcript is spliced from 24 exons. Gene Ontology annotation, molecular function: zinc ion binding. Lineage: Eukaryota; Metazoa; Chordata; Actinopteri; Anguilliformes; Congridae. Gene Ontology annotation, biological process: synaptic signaling. The coding region runs from base 164 to 2479 and encodes 771 amino acids. The record is from RefSeq and is a predicted model, not a curated record. Gene Ontology annotation, cellular component: synapse; plasma membrane.
GCCAGACGUGUUCAAGUCAGUUUCCAAUUUCAGAUACCUGCCAGUCUCCUCCACCCGCGCGGCUGGUUGGAUUUGCUGAGGGAAGGGUUUGCAUGCGCAGCUGUUUGGGAGAGGACACGCUUUCACAUUUAUUCAGCGACACACAGAUAAACGCAGAAGGACGAUGGUACACACUGAAGGAAUGAUUGAAGGUAGUGGGAGAGGUGGGGAUACCAUGGCAGAGAGAAGACAACUGUUUGCAGAGAUGCGGGCUCAAGACUUGGAUCGUAUUAGAUUAUCAACCUACAGAACAGCUUGCAAACUCAGAUUUGUUCAGAAGAAAUGCAACUUGCAUCUGGUGGACAUCUGGAAUGUUAUUGAGGCUUUUCGGGAGAAUGGUCUGAACACCAUGGACCUCAACACUGAGUUCUCUGUGACUCGUCUGGAAGCAAUACUCUCCACUAUUUUCUAUCAGCUAAACAAGCGUAUGCCCACCACCCACCAGAUCAACGUUGAGCAGUCAAUCAGCCUUCUGCUUAACUUCCUACUGGCAGCCUAUGAUCCGGAAGGCCUUGGUAAAAUCUCAGUCUUUGUUGUGAAGAUGGCCCUGGCAACAAUCUGUGGAGGAAAGAUUUUAGACAAAUUAAGAUAUAUUUUUUCACAGAUAUCGGACUCUGGUGGCAUAAUGAUUUACUCCAAAUUUGAUCAGUUCUUGCGGGAGGUUCUGAAACUGCCAACAACCGUUUUUGAGGGCCCUUCCUUUGGUUACACUGAACAAGUCACAAGGUCGUGCUUUGCCCAGCAGAAGAAGGUCUCCCUCAAUACCUUCCUGGACACACUCAUGUCUGAUCCCCCCCCUCAGUGUCUGGUCUGGUUACCCCUAAUGCACCGACUAGCCAACGUAGAGAAUGUCUUUCACCCGGUCGAGUGCUCCCACUGCCACACUGAGAGCAUGAUGGGAUUUCGCUAUCGCUGCCAGCAGUGUCAUAAUUACCAGCUUUGUCAGGACUGUUUCUGGAGGGGACAUGCCAGUGGUUCCCAUAGCAACCAGCACCAAAUGAAGGAGUACACAUCAUGGAAAUCUCCUGCUAAGAAAUUAACUAAUGCACUCAGCAAGUCCCUCAGCUGUGCUUCCAGUCAUGAACCUUUGCAUCCCAUGUUCCCAGACCAGCCCGAGAAACCACUAAACUUGGCUCACAUUGUGCCUCCCAGACCAGUGAACAGCAUGAAUGAGUCCCUGUUUUCCCACUCAGUGCCCUCCUCAGGAAGCCCUUUCACGAACAAGAGGUGUCCCCUGACUGAUUCUGAGAAAUGUGAUGGCGAUGAGCAUGUUCUAAUAAACCUGUUUGUAAGUCAGCUUAACGGAGCUCCACGCUUGCCUAACACCAAGAAUAAUGAAGUCGAGCAGAGCAAAGACUUGGCUAGGGCUGCUCCAUCUCUGUUGAAAGGGAAGGGGUUAAACUACAGCCUCGAUGUUGCGGAUAGACUUGCUGAUGAACAUGUGCUCAUCGGGCUCUAUGUCAAUCUACUGCACAGCAACCCCACAUGCAUGCUGGAGAGCAGUAGCCGCCUGGAUGAAGAACACCGCCUCAUCGCCCGCUAUGCUGCCAGACUCGCCGCUGACGCUGCAUCAGUGCAACAAGCAGCUCAACAGCAGCGAGGGACUUCAGAUAUUGCACUCUCUCUGGAUGCCAACAAGCAGCAGCGGCAACUUAUUGCAGAGCUAGAAAACAAAAACAGAGAGAUACUGCAAGAGAUUCAGCGGUUGCGGUUGGAACAUGAGCAGGCCUCUCAGCUGCCUCCUGACAAGGCCCAGCAAAACCCCACCCUGCUGGCUGAGCUUCGACUUCUCAGGCAACGCAAGGAUGAGUUGGAGCAGAGGAUGUCUGCUCUUCAGGAGAGCCGCAGAGAACUGAUGGUGCAACUGGAGGGUCUCAUGAGACUGCUGAAGGAGGAAGAGCUGAAGAAUGCAACUCAGGGGGCGGGUUCCCCUCGUUCCUCCCCUAGUCACACCAUCAGCCGGCCAAUCCCCAUGCCCAUCCGCUCCGGGCCAGCUUCCGCCUGCACCACACCCACCCACACGCCUCAGGAUUCGCUCACUGGUGUGGGAGGUGACGUCCAAGAGGCUUUUGCUCAGGGCUCCAGGAGGAACUUGAGAAAUGACUUGCUGGUGGCAGCAGAUUCCAUCACAAACACCAUGUCAUCACUUGUCAAGGAGCUCAAUUCAGAGGCUGGCAGUGAAACGGAGAGCAACGUGGACUCGGACUUCGGCCGCCCUCAGUUUGAUGACCUGGUCCUGUCGCCCACUUCAGAGAAGGCUUUCCUUGCACAAAUCCACGCCCGAAAACCAGGGGGAGCAGAUGAUGCAGACUUCAUGAGAACGGAUGUCGAGAGCUACGAAAACGACUCUGUUCGACAACUUGAAAAUGAGUUGAAGAUGGAGGAGUUCCUGAAACAGAACCAGCAAGAGAAAACGUACAUGGUCACUUUGCAGGAAUGAGCGCAUUCCAUCCGUUUCUAAAUGAGCCGUGCCCAGCCCGGAGGGGGGAGGUACGGCCUGUGAGGGUGGAGCUGAGGACGGGGGGACGGCAGUGGAAGAGGGAGCUCAGCUCGUGCAGUCGGGGGAACAGAAGGAGCAUGAGGCCUGCAGCCAAACCCUCAGCAAAAGCACUGGAACUGCUUCCGAAAGAUUGUAGUUAGUCAUUGGUUUAAAAAGUAAUAUAUCCAUAUUUAGUUAUUUUUCUGCAUCUUUGCUUACCAUGAUUCAUUUCCUCUACCACGACAGGAAACGGCAGCUUACUGCCGCAUUUUCCAAAUAGCCGUAAUAGCAGUAUUAUCAUUGGUGUUGUGAUUUUCACUAUUACACUUCAUUUAAGCAAUGAAAUAUUCUUCACAUAAAGUCUGGGAAAAAUGCUAGGUUUGUGUUUGAUUUACUGUGCUUAUUUAGCGUAUUCAUUUUCAGAAAUGUACAAGUGCCACUAAAAUUUGAGUCAUAGCCCUCACUCUGCGUGUCUUAUCCUGCUGAACAUAAAUGUAUCAUCACAGUCUUCUUGCUUUUGUUUGUAUUUUAAAGGACACAGCAGCUUUACUGAAAAUCUCAAAAUUCUUGUGUUGUUCCUUACAUUUGAAGGUCCUUUACAUCUAGUAACUCAUUUAAAUAAUUUAGAAAAGAAGCAACUUCAAAAUGUUUUUGGUCUGUUACCCAGUACCAUCUUACCAGGAUCAAGAAUAAAUUCAGUUUCAAAUGUAUUUUAUUUGCAAUACACUUACUGUACCUGCGACAAUGCAGGAACCACAUAUUAAGGAACAACAUAUUAAAUUGAUCUUUUUCAGUUACCCUUUAAGGAUUUUGAACCUCAGAUAGUUGGAACUGUAAGCAAAGGACUGACUUGAAUUUCAAGUGAAUUUUUUUUAAAUCAAAAUAUCUCAGCCAUAUUGCUUGUGUAAAUAUGAGUGUGUGUGUGUGUGCGUGCAUCUGUAUGUGUGUGUGUCUGUGUGUGUGUGUAGUAUAUAGAUAUAUAAUAUAUACACAUACAUAUACAUAUAUUUUUUUGCAUGAAGUAGACUUUUCAACAUUAAACUGGUGAUACUGUAAAAUAAAGCAGUAAAUGACAUGUAAAGAGCUAGUUUUACUCCACAGCAUAAGGAAGUGUAUACUGUGAAGUGAGUUGGGGAUUUGAGAAUUCUCAAUAACACAGCUGUCUAUAAUACCACAGGUGCCAUAAAAUCAGAGGAAUAUGAGAGAUAUUGGUUGAUUUUCUAUUAGUGUUCUGUGUUUGGUUAUUAACAGAGCAUGUGUUCUAGAUAAACAAUAUGGGUUCUCACAAGAGGCCUUCAGGUGUUUUUGAGAAUUGUUUCGAAUUGAAAUAUAGUUUUUUUUUUCUGGUUUGGUUUUAUUUGAUUUUGAUUUCAAUAUGUGUGCAGAUGUUAGGCUCUUGUGAGCUCACCCAACAUUGUAUAAGUAGCUGUAAAAGUAGGAUACUACAAGAUAAAUAAGUUGAGUUGUUGUAGCUGAUGUUUUGGAGUGCUAUGUUCUCUAUUCAAUUCAUCCAACUUGAAAUUUGUAUUUGAAAGGUAGUUACAAACUUUGAUUUGUGUAUAUCAGCAUGAUUUUCUGCAGAGGCAUCACUUUAAGACAUGGGCAAAAACAGCAUGGCGUUUCAGGUAUUGAAAAUAAUAUCCAAUAUUGUUCAUUGCAGUUCCAUAGAUUAACGUUAAUACUGAUUGGAAUAUUCUAUAUUUUCUUAUUUGUUCACAUUAAUAAUUAGAACUUCUGCUGUUAUGUAGUCAUUCAGAGAAUUGCAUGAUACCUUUUAUUUAAUUGGUGUUUGUGUAUAAUGAAGUAAUAUAGCUUGCUUUGACCCAAAUUGUUUGUCUUUCACACAAUGUGCUUAUUAUUAUAUACCUGUCCUGUGAUUUUCUCCCACUGUUGUAUACAAUAUAAUAUUGGUCCCAGUCCGAUGUUCAGGAUCAAAUUCAAAUGUGACUCAUAUCUUAUUCUGACUUCAUGCUUUUUCCCCCAAUGGCAGUUAUUUUGUGUUGUGGUUAUGCAGUUCUGUUAUACAAUGCUAGAUCGCAGUGAAUCUCACCAAAACAAUGACUACUGCCCUCUAUUGCAGGAGGCUUGGAAGGGCUUUAUAAUAGUUCCUUUCUGGGUGUCUUUUUUGGCUGCUUCUCAGUCUGCUCUCUAUGCCCAUUUGCCAAAUCUGCUUGCUCAUGAGUAUGUAUUCUGUCAUGUUGAGUGUGUCCCAAUACAAUAGGAGGUCAAUUUAAGAAAGGCUAGUUGAGAUGUGGCCCCGUCAUUAACUCCCUUCCAGAGAGCCAGCAUUAUGUUCUUUAUCCUGGAUUGGGAAAAGGCAACAUAAUAGACACUAUUUCAUGGUAUAAUGGUAUACAUAAUGGUGUCUUUUUGUAGAAAAAUGCCUGAUCGGACAAUUUUAUAGACAGCUAACUAGAGUGAAUUCUGCAUUAGGCUAAUCAUUAGUAAGAUUUAGUAUUGAUUAGAAUGCUUGCUGAUUAAGUCUGUGCACCAAAUUGUUUUGUGAAAGGUGGCUAUCAGAUUAAAUAAAUAUUUUGUUUACUGGCUAAUGUUGACCGUAGGUUGAACAAGCUAAUUAGCUGCCAGGUAAUAUAGCUAAUUUGAUAACUUGGAUAACUUAUCUAAAUGGUAAAGAUGAAAAUCAAUUUAUCCACACCACCCAUGUAUUGAAAUGGCUUCCUUCGUUUAUUUUUCAGUUUUUUAGCUAAUUCGAUUAAAUAGAUUUACCAGGAUUGUGUAUAUGUACUGUUUGAUAAUGUUGAAACAUAUUGAAUGUCCAAAGCCAUCAUCUUGAAUCUCUUACCCUCUCUACUCCCCUCACUGUUCACCUCCUCCGCUGGUUUGCUUGUUGAAGUCAGCAAAACAUCUUAAUGAGGGAACCUGGAAAGGCCAAAGACGUAGUCUAACAUUACCACAGAAUACUGGUGUGAAACCCUGGAUUUCAUCCAAACUGCACAUUUGUGACUUUAUUAUUGGGCAAAAUACAAUGUGACCGAGCCACAUGACUCCAUACAAAGCAGGGCAGCACUGAACAGAAGUCAAAAGCCUCCCUUACACACUGUGAAGUUACUCAUGAAAUGCCCAAAUAAUUUACAGUUUAAAGUAUCAUUUUUAAAAUUUCCAGCAAACAGCUAUAAUGCAUUUGGUUCAGGUAUUUUCUCCACAUUUGUAACAUCUAACAUUGUCUAAAGUGAAUUUGGAAACAGACCACUUUUUUCUACUUGGGUCCAUAGCUCACUCUUAAUUUUAUUCAACGUAUACCGUUUCUUAUUCAAAAUCCAUUCAUAAUAUAUUCAUAUAUCAUUGCUUAUUGAACAUCCAGCCUGAUUGCGUUGAUAUUCCAUCAUUUGUUCAACAGUCUUAGGAUACAUGCACAAUUGUUAAUUCAACAAUAUUUUAUUAUUACCAAUUUACCAUACUCAAUUGCUUAUUCAAGAUCAAUUAUUGAUACAUUCUUGCUGUAUUGUAUAUUAUUAGUAAACAUAUGUUCUUAAUGCAGACAUCCUAUUAAUCAACAUAGUUCUUAUUGCACAUGUACAACUUCCUGUCUCAUUGCAGAUAUAGUGAAUUUCAUCACUUAUUCAAUGUCAGUUCUCAUUGCUGAUAUAUACACUCAUUUAUGCUUUUGUUUAUUCCAAAUAAUGAAAUCUAAGCCCAUCUACAACACCAGUCAAAUGUCUGGACACACCUUGUCCUUUUCUGCUUUUUCUGAUUGAUGACAGAGGAAAUAAAACCUCAAACAAUUCACAUGUGGUCAAAGUGCAGAUUCUCAGCUUUUAUUAAAGGGUAUUUUUAUACAUUUUGGUUUCACCAUGUAAUUACAGGAUGUUUUAUGCGUAGGCCUCAUUUUCAAUGUUUGAGACAAAUUAACAUAAUGUCAAAUAAAAGAGUUAUGUUUUGGAUUUGGUUGCAUAUCCUUUGCAUGCCAUGACUUCAUGAAGUCUGUGACCUACAGUGUCAACAUCACCAGAGUGAUGUCUUACAAGUGAUGCUAAAACCUCUUUGAAUUUGAAUGGAUCUCUAUGAGAAUUUGUGGGUGGAACUCAAUUCAAGUGCUGAUACAGCAUGGAACACCUUUGUUGACUAAAUAAUUUUAAUAUGCAACCAAAUUCAAAACACUGUGUUCAUUUUUCUCAAACAUUGAAAUGAGGGGCUAUGUAUAAAAAGUGAGGGUUAGUACACAGUAAAACCAAAAUGUAUAAUAAAUACCCUAUCAUAAAAGCUGAUAAUCAGCACUUUGACCACAUUUGAAUUGUUUGAUUACAGAGGGAAUAAAACAUUAAUCAGAAAAAGCAAGAGUACCCCAAGGUCCAAACAUUUGACUGGUACUGGUUUUUGUCUAAUUAAGAAAAAAAGCUGGUGAUGUGUCCGUCAUUUCUAUCAUUAAACGUUUUGUAAUAAGAGGUAUUAUGUUUGCAUCAAUGGCAUUUGGCACAAAGCAAUGCUAAUUUUACACACUGCAUGGUUGUUGUGUUAUGUUCAACAGAGUACUGAUUAUAUGCAAGCAAGACUCAGUGAAGACUGAACUCAGUGAAUCGUCUGCCCAACUAUAAUAGUAGCAGCUGCAUCCGACUGGGCCACCUCUCCUAUUUGAACAUGAAUAUGGAACAUCUGUUCAUUCUUUGAUACUUUUGUCUUGAACUCCCAUUUUUCAUUUUUAUUUAAAUGGCUUUCAUUCAAAAUAGCAAUGCUUUAAAAUUCUUCUUUUUCUAAUGUUGGCAUCGACACUGCCCUUUUGUCUUUGUUCAGUAUAUAGUGUGCAUAUACUGCAUAUAUCUAAGGGUGCAUUUUCAUAUUGUACAAAUGACUCUUUAAAGUUUAUGCGAUGUUAAAUGUAGUAACAGACAAAUCAAGCAGUUAGCCAAUGUUUGGCCUCCAUUUUUCAGUUAAACAGUUCAAUCCCCUCCAGCUAACACAAAACAUGUAUUGUGCAGCCUACUGUCUUUAGAGUUCGAGUUAUUUCCCACUGAAGGGACUACUGUUUUGGUAAAAAAUAAUAUUUCUUAUUUGCAUGAAGUGCCCAAUUUUAUUCAUGGUAGCACAGACAUUUGGAGAGAAUGUAUAGCACUUCCCGUUGUUGGGGGAAGUGGAAACAAAUGUCUGCCAUUUAACUACAGAUUUGAUGACAAGACCAAGGGAUUUAUUUUCAAUGGUUUCCCCUGUUUUUACAAAUCAACAAUGUAGUGUUACCAUGUAAAUAUUGAUUAAUAAACAAGACCCAAAAAAGGUUCAUUCAGCAGCUGUAAAUAUGACACUAAUAUGCCCUGAAUAUGUAAGGAGAACACUGGUCAAAAUCUGUAAUUGAUUAUUUUAAACGUGUGCACACAGACACACACGCGGCCACGCACAGACAUGCGUGUGUGCAUGUGCAUAUGUAUGUAUAUGUAAAAUAAUCAAUAAUAUAUUAUAUACAUGUGGAUAUGGAUAUGGAUAAGCAAUUCCUUACAUUCUAGAAGUACAGCACAUGUACUCAGACACUAGAGUCGUAUCAACUCCAUCAGCAUUCCCAGGUCAACUAGUCAACUAAUACUUUACUGUAAAAUGUUUGCUCAUCACAUAAAUACAUCAGUGGUAAUGGAAUGUCACAAGCUGUAUGCAUUUAAGUGUUCAGAGCACAAACAAUCACCCUCAACCUGCAGAAUUCAGGAAUAAUUUUCUACAUAUCCAUAUGUAUCAUAAAUCAUAUAAUGUUAUAGCUUUUGACUGCAGUUCCCCUUUAAGGGCACUGUAUUUUGAACCAAAAAUGUAAAUUUGUCCAGCUGUCACUACUAACUGUAAAAAAGAAUACUUUAAAUGCUACUACUGUGCUUGAAACCUUUAGAAAUAAUACACUGAACAAGGAAGCACUAAAUACGCCUACUUCAUGGUAUUGUAAUAGAAUUAAUGAUGUCUGUUUUGUAUUGUUGUAUUUUUUUUUGGUUUCUUUGUUUGUUUGUGUUGGAAACAACUGGGACAUGUUACAUUUUGAAGUGAUUAAAAUAUUUAAAUGUGAA